CUCCCUGUGCUGCGGGCCGGCUGGGCGACGCGCUCUUCUGGGAGCCGCUCACUGCAUGGUAGAGUCUGGUGCCCCCGCCGCCGCCUGCGAAGCCGCCGCCGCCCCGCGACGACCACCGCUACCCCCUGCCCUGCAGCCGCCGCCGCCGCCGCCUGUGUCGCCGCCGCCUCGGGACCGGCUGUAUGAUUAGGCCACAAUCUUCAAUGAGUAAACAUAUUCCUCAGUUCUGUGGUGUUCUUGGUCACACAUUUAUGGAGUUUCUGAAGGGCAGUGGAGAUUACUGCCAGGCACAGCACGACCUCUAUGCAGACAAGUGAACUGUAGAAAUUCAUUACUACUCCACCAAGAAGCCCCCAUAAGAGUGGUUAACCUGGACACAGAAGUGUUGAAUUGAAAUCCACAGAGCAUUUUACAAGAGUUCUGACCUGGAUGGGGUAAACCUCAGUGCACUUCCUUUCUAUUGCCUCAGUAUUACUGGAUUGAAGAAUUGCUGCUUCUUGUUAGGAGGUUCAUUUCAUUUCCCAUUACUCCCAACUUCAUACUCAAAGCACUGAGAAUUUCAAGUGGAGUAUAUUGAAGUAGACUCAGUUUCUUUGCAUCAUUUCUGUAUUCAAUUUUUUAAAUUCUUUCAUAACCCUAUUGAGUGUUUUUUAAUUAAAUUAACAUGGCUCGAAUGAACCGCCCAGCUCCUGUGGAAGUCACAUACAAGAACAUGAGAUUUCUUAUUACACACAAUCCAACCAAUGCGACCUUAAACAAAUUUAUAGAGGAACUUAAGAAGUAUGGAGUUACAACAAUAGUUAGAGUAUGUGAAGCAACUUAUGACACUACUCUUGUGGAGAAAGAAGGCAUCCAUGUUCUCGAUUGGCCUUUUGAUGAUGGUGCACCACCAUCCAACCAGAUUGUUGAUGACUGGUUAAGUCUUGUAAAAAUUAAGUUUCGUGAAGAACCUGGUUGUUGUAUUGCUGUCCAUUGUGUUGCAGGCCUUGGGAGAGCUCCAGUGCUUGUUGCUCUAGCAUUAAUUGAAGGUGGAAUGAAAUAUGAAGAUGCAGUACAGUUCAUAAGACAAAAGCGGCGUGGAGCUUUUAACAGCAAGCAACUUUUGUAUUUGGAGAAGUAUCGUCCUAAAAUGCGGCUGCGCUUCAAAGACUCCAAUGGUCAUAGAAACAACUGUUGCAUUCAAUAAAACUGGGGUGCCUGAUGUCAUUGCCUUGGAAGUGGAACUUGAAACAGGACCUAAUUUGUCAUAUAUACAUAUUAGCCAAUAUGUUGGCUUGGUGAUUAAGUCUAAUGAAGCUUCCAUAGGAGUAUUGGAAAGCGGUUUUAUCAGGCCACAAGUUUGAUGGAAUUGCAACCUCUAUGUUUGGGUUACGAUCAAACUAUUUGGACACUUAGCAAAAGUUUCUUGCUUUACAGCAUUUAAAAUGUGCUUAUCACUUGUACCAAUUGACCUUUCCUGAAAUCAUGCAGUAUUGAGUUAUGUCUUUAAAUCUAUUCCCAUGCCAGAAUCUUAUCAAUAUAUAAGAAAUUUAGAAAGAUUAGGUGCCAAAAUACCCAGCACAAUACUUGUUGUAUAUUUUUAGUAUCAGACAGAACUAAAAUCCCAGGAACUAUGAACACUCUGGACCUUAUGUGGUUUAUUCCUUCAGUCAUUUCAAACAUAGAAAUUAGGGCCUAUAUGGUUAUUUGCCUGCUCACUUUAUGUUUACAUCUCCCACAUUUAUACCAGUAUACAUCAGGUUUGCUCAACUCUCUUUUUUUUUUUUUUUUUUUUUUUCCUUUUUUUGGGGGUGGGGGGAUUUUUACUAAGUCUUAAAAUUAUUUCAUGUCUUUCUACAAACUUCAUUUUGUGCUGUUAUGGAAAACCUCCAUUUUGAAAAUCUACGUUGUACAGAAGCACAUGUCUUUAAUGUCUCCAGACAAAAAAGCCUUACAGUUAAUUUUAAUGUUUGCACUUUGGGGUGCAACUUACAGGGAGGGCCUGAAAAAAGAGUGGGAGGGGGCUAUUAAGUAUUUUUAGUAAAUGUUGCCUUUGUCUUGUGCAGAACAUGUAGAAUAUGCUCUUUAAUUUAGUAAAUAUUUUUUUAAAACGUAGAGAUGCUUUGUUAUUGUAGCUAAAACAAUUCUUAAUCAUAAAAUUUCUGAAAUUCUUGUAUUUUUUUUUCUUAUCUGAAGUUGUUUACCAACUUAUUUUUGUUUGAAGUGUGAUUUUUUUUUCUCUUCCCAACCUCUCUUGCAAAAAAAAAAAAAAGUGGGUUUCUGCUAAUGAAUUGAGCAGACAUCUAAUAUUUUAUAUGCCUUUUGAGCUGUGUAACUUAAUAUUUGGAUACUUGAUAAUUUGUUUUAUUAUGUAAUUGAUAAAAUGGUGAUGUGUAUUAAUGUUAGUUCAACCAUAUAUUUAUACUGUCUGGGAAUGUGUGGUUAUAGUUCUGUGGGAGAAAUAAUUUGUCAGUGUUCACCAGCUUGUAAAAAUCUAGUGCGAGAGCUUAAACAUCUAAAUAAAUAAUGAAAUGCAUUUAUCAUCAUUGAAA
Molecule: messenger RNA, 2531 nt
Organism: Canis lupus familiaris (dog)
Lineage: Eukaryota; Metazoa; Chordata; Mammalia; Carnivora; Canidae
Gene: PTP4A1
Product: protein tyrosine phosphatase 4A1
Exons: 6
Coding region: 665-1186 (173 amino acids)
Biological process (GO): protein dephosphorylation
Cellular component (GO): nucleus
Molecular function (GO): protein tyrosine/serine/threonine phosphatase activity; protein tyrosine phosphatase activity
Source: RefSeq, a predicted model, not a curated record